This is a messenger RNA of Lasiosphaeria miniovina, 378 nucleotides long. RefSeq lists its product as uncharacterized. The record is from RefSeq and is a predicted model, not a curated record. Gene Ontology annotation, cellular component: fungal-type vacuole membrane; vacuolar transporter chaperone complex. The transcript has 2 exons. Lineage: Eukaryota; Fungi; Ascomycota; Sordariomycetes; Sordariales; Lasiosphaeriaceae. Bases 1 to 378 code for a protein of 125 amino acids.
AUGUCGAGCCAGCCGCUUCUCCAGACCGCGCCAGGCAAGCGCAUCGCGCUUCCAACGCGCGUCGAGCCCAAAGUCUUCUUCGCCAACGAGCGGACAUUUCUUUCAUGGCUCAACUUCACUGUCAUUCUCGGGGCGCUGGCGAUCGGAAUGCUAAACUUUGGCGACCGGCCCGCCUUCAUUUCAGCCUUUCUCUUCACCGGCGUCGCGAUGGCCGCCAUGGUGUAUGCGUUAAUAACGUAUCACUGGAGGGCCAAGUCAAUACGAAUGCGCGGGCAGGCGGGUUUCGAUGACCGAUUCGGCCCCACGUUCCUGGCCAUCAUCCUGCUCCUCGCAGUGGUGGUCAAUUUCGUACUCCGAAUUACCUACAACAGAGAUUAA